This is a messenger RNA of Branchiostoma belcheri (Belcher's lancelet), 1972 nucleotides long. RefSeq names its product organic cation transporter protein-like. NCBI's taxonomy places the organism in Eukaryota, Metazoa, Chordata, Leptocardii, Amphioxiformes, Branchiostomatidae. The coding region runs from base 1 to 1668 and encodes 555 amino acids. Gene Ontology annotation, biological process: transmembrane transport. Gene Ontology annotation, cellular component: membrane. The record is from RefSeq and is a predicted model, not a curated record. Gene Ontology annotation, molecular function: transmembrane transporter activity. The transcript is spliced from 10 exons.
AUGGAGUACGACGCCGCGUUGGAGCAUCUCGGUCGCUGCGGCCGCUUCCAGAAAAUCACCACCAUCGCCAUGGCUCUAGUCGGCAUCCCGGCCGGCUUCAACAUGGUGGCGAUGACUUUCCUGGGAGCUAUGACCGACCACCGCUGCCGCCUGCACGAAAACAGCCGGGCGGACUAUGCAGGGAAUGCUACCGAAGAACUGAACGCCAGUAUACCCUGGGAGAAUGUCGGGGGCACCUGGAGGCUGAGCCAAUGCAAUAUGUACGUGGAUCCUUUAGGAGCUGAAGUCGGGGAAAACGCCACCAUAGCGCCUUGCGAGUAUGGAUGGGUGUACGACCGCAGCCAGUAUAGCAGCAGCAUCGUUACUGAGUUCGACCUGGUGUGUAACAAGGCUUGGCUGACGGAGCUGGCGCAGUCCAUCUACAUGUCCGGGGUGUGUGUGGGCGCCGUGCUGUUCGGAGUGAUGGCUGACAGGUACGGGCGGCGUCCUAUCCUGCUGCUCUGCCUGAUGCUCCAGAUCCCGCUCAUGUUCGCCGUCGCCUUCGCGACCAAUUACGUCACCUUCGUCACUCUUCGGUUCUUCAUCGGGGCGACGACGAAUGGCUUUCUCUACUCGGGCAUCGUCAUCGGUACGGAGGUGGUCCACACGUCCAGGCGCUCGCUGUUCGGCAUGUCCUUGUCCUUCACCCAGGCGACCAGCUACAUGCUGCUCGGUGCCCUGGCCUACUUUUUCCGCGACUGGCGAAACCUGCAGCUCGCCAUGUCGAUACCGCCCCUCCUCUUCGUGUCCUACUGGUGGUUGGCGCCCGAGUCUCCCCGCUGGCUGCUGACCAAUCGCAAGACAGAAGAGGCGAAGAUGGUCAUCAGGAAGGCGGCGAAACAAAAUGGCGUCGAGAUUCCGAAGAAAAUCUACGAACUCAUCGACGAAGAUGGGGACAAGGGUUUAGAUCGACAUGACCGUAGACCACGGACCUACACGAUGCUGGACCUAGUGCGCACGCCCAAACUGAGGGCCACAACCAUACUGAUAUCCACAAACUGGUUCGUCCUGUCUGGAGUUUACUAUGGUCUCUGGGUGGGAACCUCUAACUUGGCGGGGGACCACUACGUCAACUUCAUCACCAGCGCAUGCGUGGAAGGUGUUGGCGUGUUCGUGGCGUGGUUCACCAUGGAGCGGUGCGGGAGGAAGCGGUCUUCCGCGGUCUUCAUGUUGCUUGGAGGCUGCGCAUGCGCCGCAACUGCCGCUGUACCACAUACGCACGACACGAUCUCUACCGUCCUGGCCAUGGUGGGGAGGUUCGGCAUCAGUGUCAGCUUCAACGUGUUCUACGUGUACUCUGCAGAGGUCUUCCCCACUGUCGUAAGAAACAUGGGUCUGGGCGUGGCCACCAUGUUGGCGCGGGUGGGCGGUAUCAUCGCGCCGUUCGUGUACCUGCUGGCGGACACCUGGCGGCCCCUCCCCCUGCUCACCUUCGGCCUCGUGUCCAUCUUCUCCGGCCUCACCAUGCUCACCAUGCCGGAAACGCUCGGCAAACCGCUACCGAACACCAUCGCCUCGGUGGAAAACGUCAGCAAACCCCCACCGCCCAUACUGGUGCCGGACGGAGUGGUGCUCCCGGAUGACAUCGACAAUCCGCUGAUCAUCUUCCAGAAACUGACGGUGCUGUAGGGGACACAAACACGCCAAUUACUAACGAUCCUGUUAUAAUUACUCAUUCAGAACAUUCUCCCGACCACCAAACAAGGUUGGCUGAAGUUCGGGAUCAGUCUGACCGGAUUUUGGCCACUUCUACCUUUGUUUAGUAAAUUAUCGAAUCAAAUCGAAUUUGAGUUAUAUUUGAGUCAGAUUUGACCCCUUCAGACUGCUGACCUACUCCUGAAGACCAGCCAUCUUUUGCCGAACCUCACGUUCACACUCGAAUGUUGUGGUGGUGCCAAAAACUGAGUACCCGUCGUGUGACUGUUUAACUGUG